Cololabis saira (Pacific saury) is the source of this 4783-nucleotide messenger RNA. Its product is annotated as probable ATP-dependent RNA helicase DDX17. NCBI's taxonomy places the organism in Eukaryota, Metazoa, Chordata, Actinopteri, Beloniformes, Belonidae. The record is from RefSeq and is a predicted model, not a curated record. The coding region runs from base 212 to 2113 and encodes 633 amino acids. The transcript is spliced from 13 exons. Gene Ontology annotation, molecular function: RNA helicase activity; RNA binding; ATP binding. Gene Ontology annotation, biological process: alternative mRNA splicing, via spliceosome. Gene Ontology annotation, cellular component: cytoplasm; nucleus; ribonucleoprotein complex.
GAAAGGGGGCGGGGCUGACGCUUAGCUACGUGACGCACGUAGCAAACGGUCAACAAAUCUAUUUUUAAGUGUUUAUAUUCAGUAUAUGCAACACUAAACCAAGAUAUUCUGUGUUGAAUGCUUUCUUAUACUGUAUCUAUUAUUCAUUCUUGCGGAGCUUACGUUGCAAGCCGCCAUUUAUCCCAACUACAGAGUUUAGUAUUGUGUCGACAUGAGAGGAUCUUCCUACGGAGACAGGGACCGUGGACGGGACAGGCCACGGUUUGGGGGUGGUAUGGGCGGCCGCAGUGGAUCCAAUAAGUUUGGAAAUCCAGGAGAGCGACUUCGCAAAAAGAAGUGGAACCUGGACGAGCUGCCAAAAUUUGAAAAGGACUUCUAUACUCAGCAUGAUGAGGUGGAGCGCAUGGGACAGUUUGAAGUGGAAGAGUUUUGCAGGAGGAAGGAGAUCACCAUCAGAGGUUCAGGCUGCCCAAAGCCUGUGACUGCUUUUCACCAGGCACAGUUUCCUCAGUAUGUGAUAGAUGUGCUGAUGCAGCAGAACUUCAAAGAACCCACAGCGAUCCAGGCCCAGGGUUUUCCUGUGGCCCUGAGCGGCAAGGACAUAGUGGGAAUUGCACAGACUGGUUCUGGAAAGACGCUGGCCUACCUGCUCCCUGCGAUCGUACACAUUAACCACCAGCCCUACCUGGAGAGAGGAGAUGGUCCUAUAUGUCUCGUUCUUGCCCCAACCAGAGAGUUGGCUCAGCAGGUGCAGCAGGUUGCCUACGACUAUGGCAAGUCUUCUCGUAUCAAAAGCACCUGCGUCUACGGUGGAGCACCCAAAGGACCACAGUUACGAGACCUCGAGAGGGGUGUUGAGAUCUGCAUUGCCACGCCUGGUCGCCUUAUUGACUUCUUGGAGUCAGGGAAGACCAACCUGCGGCGCUGCACCUACCUAGUGCUGGAUGAGGCUGACCGCAUGUUAGACAUGGGCUUUGAGCCGCAGAUUCGCAAGAUUGUUGAUCAAAUCAGGCCUGACAGACAGACACUGAUGUGGAGUGCAACGUGGCCGAAAGACGUUCGCCAGCUGGCGGAGGACUUCCUAAAAGAAUACAUUCAGAUUAAUAUUGGAGCUUUGGAGCUCAGCGCCAACCACAACAUCCUGCAGAUUGUUGAUGUCUGCAUGGAGACGGAAAAGGACAACAAACUUAUGCAGCUGAUGGAGGAGAUAAUGACCGGAGAGGAGAAGAAAACCAUCAUCUUUGUGGAGACUAAAAAACGAUGUGAUGAUCUUACUCGAAGGAUGAAGCGUGAUGGUUGGCCAGUAAUGUGUAUCCAUGGAGACAAAAGCCAGCCAGAAAGAGACUGGGCACUCGCAGAAUUUCGAAGUGGCAAAUCCCCCAUCCUGAUUGCGACUGAUGUUGCCUCUCGUGGCCUGGAUGUGGAAGAUAUCAAGUUCGUUAUCAACUAUGACUAUCCCAACUCCUCUGAGGAUUACGUCCAUCGUAUUGGACGCACAGCCCGCAGUACCAACACGGGUACAGCUUACACCUUCUUCACACCUGGAAACCUGCGGCAGGCCCGACAUCUGGUUCGGGUGCUCCAGGAAGCUCGGCAAGACGUCAAUCCUAAACUGCUUCAGCUCGCAGGUUCCGGCAGAGGGGGCGGCGGCGGCGGCGGCGGUGGUAGAAUGCGUUACCAUGGCGGCGGCGGCGGCAGCAGCAGCAGCAGCGCCAACAACCCUAACCUAAUGUUUCAGGAAGUAUGUGAUCGGCGUAUGCAUCCUGGCGGAGGGGGUAACGGCCAAGCAUUUGGCCGUGACGGUCGCAACAACCGUGACGGCGAUCGAUCCAUGGGUCGCGAUGACAGGAACACCUACAACCUUGCUUCAGACCAGUACCAGAAUUACAGCAACAGCGGAAACUACAAUUCCCACGGUGGAGGUCAGUGUGGGAGCAGUCAGGAUCAGUCCGGCGCACUGCAGGCUCAGUUUGGCCAGGCUCCCCUACCAGGGGGGCUGCAGCCUCUAAUGGGGCAGCAGUUUGCUCCAUCACAACCCUCACUCAUGGGCUUCAUGGGGCAAGCACCGUAUGCCUAUCCUUGUCCUCAAGCUCCAGGAAUUCCCAGGAAUUAAAGUAAUGGUAAAUGGUGGAUUCACAUGGCAAUGUUAGGUCCAUGAGUUGCGCCCAUCUCCAUAGACUUUAAAUAGGGUGAUGUAAGCCUUUGCCAAAAUUAAUUGUGAAUUGCGUGCAUUGCUUCCAUCAAAAGAGCAUUUUCAAUUUUACCACGCCAAUGCAUGCCCCAGCCAAUCAAGUUGCAGCGACACUGCUAGAGUCUAGAACAGGGGUCGGCAACCCAAAAUGUUGAAAGAGCCAUAUUGGACCAAAAACACAAAAAACAAAUAUGUCUGGAGCCGCAAAAAAUGAAAAGUCUUGUAUAAGCCUUAGAAUGAAGGUGAAAGGCGAAAUGUCGAGAAAAGUCGAGAAAAAAGUCAAAAUGUCGAGAAAAAAGUCGAAAUGUCGAGGAAAUAGUCAAAAUUUUGAGAAAAAAGUCGAAAUGGCGAGGAAAUAGUCAAAAUGUCAAGAUUAAUGUUGAAGUACAAUACAGAGAAAAAAGUCGAAAUGUUGAGAAAAAAGUCAAAAUGUUGAGAUUAAAAAGGAAAGAAAAAAAGAGAAAAAAAGGAAAAAAAGAAAAAAGAAGAAAAAAAGAGAAAAAAAGGAAAAAAGAGGAAAAAAAAUAAAAAAGGAAAAAAAGGUCAAACAUAUUUGAAAAAGCUCCAGGAGCCACUAGGGCGGCGCUAAAGAGCCGCAUGUGGCUCUAGAGCCGCGGGUUGCCGACCCCUGGUCUAGCCUAUGACCUUCACAUGGAGGUCAGCCUACAGUAAAAGCCCAUAGUUUUGGACUCACAUCAGAAGACAAGGGGAAAACGUAUCGCUGUCUUCAACCAUGAAAUUCACUUCUCUGCCUGCAUGUCUGACGAAUAGAACGCACCCAAAAACCAGAUCGCCUAUGGAAAGAAUUGAUCAUCUCAGGCCGUAAUGAUGCAGCAUGGCCCAGAAGAUUCAGACAGACUCUCUCACCUGCGUUGCUGCAAAGCUGGCGCAUGAAUCCAGCAUAACUUUGUUUGUUCUUUAUGGUCGUGAUCUCCAGUGUUUAAAAGGAGGUCAGGGCUUGUGUCUUCUGUUUGACACAAGGCGCUUACAUACUGGCGUUCUGUAACAUUUCCGUAACAGUGGGCCACCAUUGGCCUUCACAUACUGGCCCAAGCAAGACGAGUUGACCAGGAAGGUUUGAACAGUGUAGACAGAUUCAGCUGCAUGUACAGCAUCAGUACAGUAAAUAAGAAUGCUGCAUCUCCUCCAGCUGGAGGUGUCCGGGUUUUCCUCACCAGAUGCUGUUUCAUUUGUGAGCGGGUUUUAACUACGAGAGCUGCUCAUCGCUGGAGCGAAGUGCGACUCCUCUGUUCUUACGACAAUGGUCGGCACACGUCAAACAUGAUCAAAAUUGAAAGUUUUUAAAUUCUCAGUUACGGAAAUGGGGGAUGGCCCUUACAUACACAACCAGUCUCUCCUUUUGGUCUAUCUAUGGAGGCGGGAAGAAGAAGGGAUUUCAUUUCAUGCCUUUCUGGAAAGUGGCUCCUUCAUACCGGUAUCGUGACCAGCAAAAGGGGGAAGGGGCUCCCCAAAGAAAUGCCAGUAUCUAAGCGCCUACACCUCAGAUGUUGAAUUGUUCUGUCAACACCAUCAACCCCUCUCUCAUUGUCCUCUGCCAUGAACCAUGAGGGAGGAACUGGGGUCAAUUUCAAGCUGAUUUUUACCCCAGUCAAAUUAUGCAAAAUUGCAUUCAAUGAGUCGAAGUUAGUUGCAUCUAGAUUUUGUUAGAGGCCUUUGGGGGUCGAGACUUUCACUAUAGUUACAUUCCAGACUCCUUGAAGCUAAACAAGUUUAUUAAUUUCCUUUCAAGCUGUUUUGGUACAUUUAUCCAUUUUGUGACUAACUAUAUUCAUAGUUCCUUUUUUUCCCUUUUUUUGUAAGGAGCUAUACCAGAUUUAGAUACUUAUUCGUGCAUGUUUUGUAUACAAUCUCCUGUAGUGUUGUAGUCAGUCAAAACUUAAGUACUGUUUCAAUAAAAAUUGUAGAUUACAUUUUAGUUUCUCUUGCUCACUGUGGUGUUUUUCUUGAAUAAACUUAUCAAAACAUCAUGCAAAUUCUUGAGCUUUAUAAAUUAUUUUAUUCAGAUAUAUUUGCAGUGUGGUCUUGGUUUGGGGCCAGGAGAAUGUAUUUUGAGUGCUUUCAUUUGUGGUUAUGUGUAAUGAUGUAAUGAUUUUAUUAACAGUAGGGGGUGCAAAUAACUUCACCUCCCUAGGAAUGAAAUGUACAGUAAAUUACAUAUUUAUACAAUUCUUAUUGUAAACAUACAACUGUCUCUCGGUGUAUUCAAAAUCUGGAUUUUACUAAUUUAAUACACUGUAAAAUUAUACAUUUAGGUUCAACAAAAAUAUAGCGCUAUGAAUUUUCUGUCAAUACUAGUUAAUGUGGAACAAAGUCUGGAAUCACAUUGAUAUUUAAGACUACUGAAAGCAGAUUUGGGUGAUUCAUCUCAGUUGUGUUUAUUCCACUAGUCUCACAUUCAUCUUUGUGAAUCUGAGAGGUGAUCAUAUAUCUUUGCUCAAAUUAACAUCUGUCGAUAUUGGAAUGAGUCGUUGACAUGUUAUGUUAAAACAGUAAUUUGUAUACAUACGUGUACAAAACAAGAGGGAAGAGGAACAAAAUCAUCUCAGAACAUAAGAGGAAAAAGACAUUUUG